Messenger RNA from Ascoidea rubescens DSM 1968, 1171 nucleotides. It is a transcript of the gene RTS2, whose product is annotated as Rts2p. The record is from RefSeq and is a predicted model, not a curated record. Bases 113 to 871 code for a protein of 252 amino acids. The transcript has a single exon. Gene Ontology annotation, biological process: DNA damage response; DNA replication. Gene Ontology annotation, cellular component: nucleus. Gene Ontology annotation, molecular function: double-stranded DNA binding. Lineage: Eukaryota; Fungi; Ascomycota; Saccharomycetes; Ascoideales; Ascoideaceae.
AUUUUUUUUAUUUUUUCUGUGUUUUCCGAUUGAGUAUUUUUGUUUUUGAUUUCGUUAAUAACUAGAAUAGUGGAAUAGUGGAGUAUUUAAUAUAAUCAAUGACAUAAUCAUAAUGGGAAGAGCAGAAUAUGGAACACCAAAGUACUUUUCCAAUCAAAUGAAAUCGAUAGGGCUUCAAAAAUUGAAAUUUUUCUGUCAAGUUUGCGAGAAACAGUGUCGAGACGCCAAUGGAUACAAAUGUCACACACAGUCUGAAUCGCAUAUCAAGAAGAUACAAUAUUUCGGGACGAAUAAAAGAGAAUAUACAAAGGUGAUUGAAAACUACUCAGAGAAUUUCGAAAGGGAGUUUUUGAGAUUGUUGAAAAGGAAACAUGGAACGAAAAAAAUCAAUGUGAACAAAUUUUACCAAGAAUAUAUAUUGGAGGAUAAAAAGCACAUCCAUUUGAAUUCAACCAAGUGGUCGAGUCUAACGAGUUUGAUCAAGCAUCUUUCGAAGGAAGGCAAAGUGCAUUUCUACGAGGACGAGCAGCAGCAGAGCAGUGGAAACAGCAAUGAGGACUACAACAUGAACUUCUACCUGAUCUCAUACAUCGACCACGACACAUUGCAAAGGGAGGAGACCCAGAAGAAGAAGAGUUUCAAGGCGAGCAGAACUGAGGAAGAGCGAGAGAUGGCGUUUGUGAGCCAGCAAAUGUCAAGGGCCGAGGCAUUGCUCCGGGCCCAGGAAGCAGAAGCAGGAGCAGAAGCAGAAGCAGCAAAAACAAGAGAAACGCCACCCUCACGUGGGCCGGUGCGGCUCCUGUUGAAAAAGAACAGCAGAGUUGUGAAGAAACACAACGUCUUCCGGAGGCACGCGGUGGGGUCGCAGUGAGCUUUCUUGCUGUGUGUGUUUGUGUUGUGUUAGAUGAAGCACCCUAUUGAGAAUGGUAAGUGUCUGUGCUUCCUGUGCUUCCUGUGCUUCCUGUUCUUCUUGUGUCCAGCUACUAACUCUCCAUGGCAGUCGAAUCUAAACAUCUACUCCUUUUCUGAGGACACCUUGAAAAAACUACGCAAAUUUCGCUUUAGCAGUGCUCGUGCCAGCACAAUGCAAGCGAUGGUGUUUUACAUCGACGACUCAUACGAUAUCAAGCCGGAGGACUUGGAUGCAAUUACCUCCAUCGACCAGUUGGUU